Neoarius graeffei (lesser salmon catfish) is the source of this 2421-nucleotide messenger RNA. RefSeq names its product NRAS proto-oncogene, GTPase (gene nras). Lineage: Eukaryota; Metazoa; Chordata; Actinopteri; Siluriformes; Ariidae. Gene Ontology annotation, biological process: Ras protein signal transduction. Gene Ontology annotation, cellular component: plasma membrane. The coding region runs from base 451 to 1017 and encodes 188 amino acids. The transcript is spliced from 5 exons. The record is from RefSeq and is a predicted model, not a curated record. Gene Ontology annotation, molecular function: GDP binding; GTP binding; GTPase activity.
UUCGAUUGAUGUGUUUUCUACCCGUAUUUUUGUGAAUCCCCGCCUUCUGGUGUAGGAUUGGCUAGUGCUAAGUAGUUUUAUGCGCUCCGAUUGGCCAAUAGUUUAUGCGCGCAACCAUCCUGGGCUUCGGUCCAAUCCUAACGUGGGAGGCGGGGUUUGGUAAAUAUGGGUGUGAAAGGAAAACGCUGUUAAUUCUGGAAGAAACCUGACCAGCCAACUUAAAACAUACAACCGAACUUAUUAUUUCUUAUAUAUUUAAAUCUGUACGCUAGUUUGUCUCAUACUGACAGUUAAUUUAUUGUAGUACCCAUAUUACAACUAUAAAGUCCUGUUAGCUAAAUGGAGAAACAUGAUAAUUUGUAGAAAGAGUAACUAAUUAGCAUUUGUAAGCUAGCUAACAGCCGGGACUGGGAGACGUGCAGGUUUCACUGGUGAGACGACGGCAGCAGAAUGACGGAGUAUAAGCUGGUGGUGGUGGGAGCAGGUGGUGUAGGGAAGAGUGCGCUUACCAUCCAGCUCAUCCAGAAUCACUUUGUGGAUGAAUAUGACCCCACCAUAGAGGACUCAUACAGGAAGCAGGUGGUGAUUGACGGGGAGACGUGUUUGCUGGACAUCCUGGAUACAGCAGGACAGGAGGAGUACAGCGCCAUGAGGGACCAGUACAUGAGGACUGGCGAAGGCUUCCUCUGUGUGUUCGCCAUCAACAACACCAAGUCUUUCGCAGAUGUGCAUUUGUACAGGGAGCAGAUCAAGCGAGUAAAGGACUCUGAUGACGUGCCCAUGGUCCUGGUAGGAAACAAAUGUGAUUUGGCCAGAACCGUCGACACCAAGCAGGCUCAGGAACUAGCCAGGAGUUAUGGCAUUGAAUUUGUAGAAACUUCAGCCAAGACUAGACAGGGGGUUGAGGAUGCUUUUUAUACCUUGGUCCGGGAGAUCCGUCAUUAUCGCAUGAAGAAACUCAACAGCAGGGAGGACAGGAAACAGGGUUGUCUCGGAGUCUCCUGUGAAGUCAUGUGAUCAGGAAAAGCACCAACUCUCCAGAGAUUCCUCGCAAGCUCAUUGGCCAGCAGCUGAAAACUUUAUGCCCACUCACUUGUGACUGAAAAGCUUCGUGAAGUGGUCCAAUUGUCCCCCCACCUUUUAAUCAUGUGGCCUGAAAUCGGUCUCAACAGUGGACUUUUUUCUGCAUUGCGCCCCCUGCUGGCUAAAAGGAAUCAUUUCAAACCUGCUCACUGUGUGGACUGUAUCGGCCUGCUGUAAUAGAAAAGGGGCUCGAUAAGAGACGUUUGGCCUCUGCAUUUAUCUUAAGCGAUGAAAUCUUGCAUCUUUCCCUGUUAUAAUUUGUAAGUUCAGUACUCAGGAAUACUGUGAAGGCGAACAUGCCUCUAAUAUAUAUAAUGUGUUUUUUUUUUUUUCUUUUUUUUUCCCCCCCUCCAUUUGCAUACCCAUUUCACAUUCAAAUUUUCUUAUCUGUAUAUUGCUCCUCCCACUUGUAUUAUUUUCCAUCUCAGCUUGUUGUAGCAUCUGUGGUAUCAGUGGCAUUUUAUUCACAAGGGCAUUCAACGUGUUUUAGCCAUGAGUUUGAGCUAGGAACACUCUUCCAGAGAGCAGUGAUUGAGAAAUAGAAAGGCAGCAGUUGCUUCCAGGAGAAAAGAAAUGUGUGUAUGCUGCUGCAGUGUCAGUCUAGACGAGACUCUGUACAAAACACUGGAACAACACCAAAAAAAAUACAAAAAUCAAGGUUAACUUUUUUUUUUUAAACUUGCAUGCCUUAUUCUUUCAUAAGUCAAUCAGAUUUCAUAGAGAAAGGACCUAUGGCUGAUGAUGGCAUCUGUUUCUUUGAGGUUCACGCUUUUCCGUGCCUUUACUCCUCUAUUCUUUGCUUCUUUUGCUCGCUAAUUGACGUUACAGACUGUAUUUAAGGUUUCAGAAUGUUGUGGGCUUGGUAUUCAUCAGUGUUUAGAAAGAAGCAUUUGAGGAAGUUGAGAAAGACUUGCUGUUAUGUGCCCUAAUGCACUCGCUUGCAUUUCUGUUUGUGUUUAAAUUUGGCCAAAAGUAUGCACUGCCUUUAGGAGUUUCCCCACAAGACAUUUUUCUAGGAAUAUGAUCCUCAUUUGUUUUCAGAUCGUGGUGCCAGUAAUGACUUUGUCGUACUACAAAGACUCAACAAUCUCGUCCGAACGUUGCCUGGUGCUAAAACAACAGUUUUAUUCCCAAAAAUGUAUUUCAGCAUGACUUGUUUUCCCAACAUGAAUUUUGUUUUGUUUUUUGUUUACUGGAAUUUUUUUUUCCUCCAUCUUUGCUGAUGCUUGAGCUUUUUAUUCUAUUUUUUUUUCUUUUCAAUCAUGCAUCAUGGCUUUAAUCAACAAAUCUAUAAAUUAACUUUUAUGUCACAACAAUGAGUUGUUUAAAAAAUGUUUC